AUGGGGCCCCAGUCCAUGAAAAAGAAGCAGCAACUUCAACAGCAGCUUCAUCAGAUUCCCAAGUUAGAUAAAUUCAUAAUACAAACUUACAAAGAAGAGACUGCUCCAGAACAAGAUUCUAGCACCCAAAUUGAAUCAACUGAACUCAAAGAAGGUGAAUGCAGUGGUGAGCAGAAUUUAGAGUCUGAGUCAGUUUGCGAGCUAGAAGAAGAAAUAUCACAGUUAUCUCCAUCUAUAAGUCCUCAUGUGGAAGUCGAACAGAGGGACAUUUCCAGUGAUGAAAAUGAAGAGCAAAAAGAAACAGAAAAUCAAAGCAAUAUUGUUCUAAAGAUACAAGCCGAGAAAGAGUAUUGGAAGCAAGUACUUCACAGAUGUGUAGUGAUCAAAACAUUAAGUGAACGUGGAUUGGCUUUUAGAGGAGACAGUGAAAUCAUAGGAUCCCCCAACAAUGGGAACUACUUGGGAUUGUUAGAACUGAUUGCCAAAUUUGACCUGUUUUUAUCCAAUCACAUAGAAAACUAUGGUAACAAGGGCACAGGUUCAACUUCAUAUCUCUCAAAAAACAUAUGCGAUGAGUUAAUCUUGCUGAUGGGAAAGCACGUGUUGCAAUCUAUUUUGGAUGAAAUAAAGCAAGCAGGGUAUUUCAGCCUUAGUGUAGAUUCUACCCCAGAUCUUUCUCAUGUGGACCAAUUGACCAUAAUUUUGAGAUAUGUGUCACCUCAAACAGGAGUUCCAGUUGAAAGAUUUAUAACAUUCUUAAAAUUGGAAGAGCACACUAGUCUUUUUAUGGCUAAUUUGGUUGUUGAUUAUUUAGUGAAUAAAUGUGGCAUUGACUUCUCAAAAUGUAGGGGACAAUCAUACGACAACGCCGCUAACAUGAGCGGCAAAUACAAUGGCAUGCAAACUCACAUCUUAAAGCAAAACAAAUAUGCAAUUUUUGUUGCAUGUGAUGGUCAUUCGCUCAAUCUGAUAGGCCGAGCUGCAGCAGAUUGCUGUCUUGAAGUGAUUAUUUUUUUCGGCAUCAUCCAAGAAAUUUACAAUUUCUUUUCAUCAUCAACCAAGAGAUGGGCAGUAUUAACUUGUUGCUUAGAACCUGGAGCUUCAGUUACUAAAACGUUGUCAGAAACUCGGUGGGAGGCCCAUGCAACCGCGGUCUCUGCAGUUAAAGAAAACAGUGAGUCAACUGAAGAGGCCCUUGCUCAAGAGUCAAAUGAACGAGAAAAAAGGUGA
Penaeus monodon (black tiger shrimp) is the source of this 1230-nucleotide messenger RNA. RefSeq lists its product as uncharacterized. The transcript is spliced from 4 exons. NCBI's taxonomy places the organism in Eukaryota, Metazoa, Arthropoda, Malacostraca, Decapoda, Penaeidae. Bases 1 to 1230 code for a protein of 409 amino acids. The record is from RefSeq and is a predicted model, not a curated record.